Molecule: messenger RNA, 3025 nt
Organism: Nanorana parkeri
Lineage: Eukaryota; Metazoa; Chordata; Amphibia; Anura; Dicroglossidae
Product: TGF-beta receptor type-2-like
Exons: 12
Coding region: 1-2478 (825 amino acids)
Biological process (GO): transforming growth factor beta receptor signaling pathway; heart development; cellular response to growth factor stimulus
Cellular component (GO): plasma membrane; signaling receptor complex
Molecular function (GO): activin receptor activity; transforming growth factor beta receptor activity, type II; metal ion binding
Source: RefSeq, a predicted model, not a curated record
AUGAAAACAUGCGACAACCGAGAGCUGUGGAGAGCUGGCAUCCCUGCUGAAGCAUGUAGUGCUGCAGCAGCUGUGGAUCGAAUUGAGUUUCGGGUUGCCAUGAACGCUGAAGAUGUUUUCAAAAGGAGCCGUAGGCUCCUCUGCUCUCAGUACCUUCGCCCUCAACCAGGACAUUCCGUGUAUCUUCCUGGUCAUGGCGGAGGAUACAAGCGGCCACGGAUCUUCACUUCUUCACUAUGUGGCCCUGUCAGGCACAACAUAGCCCUUGCAAGCACAGCAUCCAUGCCAGGUUCUCUUUCUAGCGCACAUGGGCACUUCUAUGGAUGGUCUGUACUCUUGGCAGCAUCCACCCAUCAAGUGGGGUAUGGACCAUGCAAAGGAAUGAAUAGGGCAAUGCAAAGGCUAUGGUUCACUGGGCCACACAGUGAAGAUCUCAGGAGUGGGGAGGAAGGUCCACCAGGUUUCGUAUUCCAGGAGCUCAAAGUAACAUGUGCAUUUUGUGAUGUGCUUCCAACAACAUGUACACAAAACAAAGGUCACUGUAACAGUUCCUGUGAUAAAUUUUCAUUUUGUGAACAUGCGGAUGAAGUAUGUGUAGCCAUAUGGAGAAGCAAUGGUUCUUCUGUCACUGAGGAAACACUGUGUCAUGACCCCAAACUGGAACUGUAUGGACACAAGCUGGAUGACUAUAACUCCUCAAAAUGUCACAUGAAAAAAAAGAACCACUUGGGAGAGACGAUGUUCAUGUGCACUUGUAACACUGAUGAGUGUAAUUCUAAGUUUAUUUUUGAAGACGCAACAGCAAAAAAACAUCAUACAGAACCUAUGAGUCACAAAGUCAUAGAUGAAAGCAAUAAUUCUAAAGGCAAGAUACCUGACUGGCACAGUGAACCUGGAGGAAAGGUGGCAUUUAAGCAUUUGUGCAGGUUUUGUGAUAGUCUACCAUCAACAUGUUUAAUAAGUGAUGGGAAUUGUAAGAGCACCUGUGACAAAACUGCCUUUUGUGAAUUCUAUGAUGAAGUGUGUGUGGCAAUAUGGAAACAUAAUGACACUCAUAUAACUGAGGAAACACUGUGCCAUAGCCCCAAACAUGAACUUUAUGGUCACAUGCUUGAUGAGUACACCGAACCAUCUUGUACAAUGAAAGAAAAAAAGAUGGCUGGCGGUACAAUGUUUAUGUGCUCUUGCUCUGAAGAUGAGUGCAACGAAAAGUUUACAAUACAAGGUACAUCUGACUUACUUUUUGAUACAACCCAAUGCCCGGACACAACCAUUGUUGCACUAGCAAGUCUUCUUCCACCAGUUGCCAUUGCAGGUGCAGUAAUCAUCAUUUUUUAUUGUUACCGAGUUCAUAGAAAAAAUAAGCUGAACAAGAACUGGGACAGUAACCAAAAAUGCAGCAAACAUCGACAUAUGGACUGUUCCAUUAUGCUAGAUGAUGACCGUUCAGAUAUAAGUUCGACAUGUGCCAACAAUCUGAAUCACAACACUGAACUUCUUCCCAUUGAACUGGACACUUUGGUUGGAAAAGGACGAUUUGCUGAAGUUUACAAAGCCAAACUCAAACAAAACACUUCAGACCAGUUUGAAACAGUAGCUGUCAAAAUUUUUCCAUAUGAAGAAUAUGCAUCUUGGAAAAUGGAGAAGGAAAUUUUUUCAGAUAUUAAUCUAAAACAUGAAAAUGUUUUACAGUUUUUGACUGCUGAAGAGAGGAAAACAGAUGUUGGAAAGCAAUACUGGUUAAUUACAGCGUUCCACUCUAAAGGCAAUUUACAGGAAUAUUUAUCAAGACACAUCAUUUGUUGGGAAGACCUCUUACUGCUUGGUGGCUCUUUGGCUCGCGGGGUUGCCCACUUACAUAGUGACCAGACACCAUGUGGAAGACCAAAGACUCCAAUAGUGCAUCGAGAUUUGAAAAGCUCAAAUAUACUCGUUAAAAAUGACCUCACUUGUUGUUUAUGCGACUUUGGAUUAUCUCUGUGGUUGGAUCCAUCUCUUUCAGUGGAUGAUCUUGCUAAUAGUGGACAGGUUGGAACUGCCAGAUAUAUGGCUCCAGAAGUCCUUGAAUCCAGAAUAAAUUUGGAAAAUAUGGAAUCAUUUAAACAGACAGAUGUGUAUUCCAUGGCACUUGUGUUAUGGGAAAUUACAUCCCGCUGUAAUGCAGUUGGAGAAGUAAAAGAUUAUGAACCUCCAUUUGGCACCAAAGUGCGAGAACACCCGUGCGUUGAAAGUAUGAAGGAUAAUGUCCUGAGAGACCGAGGUAGACCUGAAAUUUCCAACAGCUGGUUGAACCACCAGGGUAUCCAGCUUGUAUGUGAAACCAUAACAGAAUGUUGGGACCAUGACCCAGAGGCCAGGCUCACCGCCCAGUGCGUAGACGAGAGAUUUAAUGAGUUAGAACAUCUCGACAGAAUCUCUGAGAGAAGCAGCUCGGAGGAAAAAAUACCAGAAGACUGUACGGAAAACACAAACAAGUGAAACAUGCACUGCAAAUACUUUGUCUUACGUAGAAAUUCAGGACUGCAACAUAAGCAGCUGAGAAGAUCACUUGUAUAAAAUAUGCACUGAACUCUUAACUCCAGAGACAUAACAGGGCAAGUCCCAAUUGCUGCUGGAGCAAUGUCACAUAUGCUUCCCACAAGAACUGUCUUACCGGUGGGACCCAAAGCAAGUAUGGAAUGUAGUGCCUGAAUCCCAACAAAUGGCUCUAACCUGAGCAUGUAUAAGGCACACUGCAAGUGUCUUAUAGUCUAAGGUAACCACCUCAAUUGCUUUACCAGAAGUCACCUCUUCUGCCCCUAUGGUGCUGCCAUAGGGUGAUACAUUUCCUCAGGACAUUUUUGUGUUAUUUCUAAAAUAGCCAUACUUUACUUGCACUUUAUAAAUUGUGUUUAAAACAACACAUUGGCUUUAAUGUAUGUAAGUAUUGUCUCGGAUAAACCAAAUAUAUUACCAGGAAAAUGUACAGGACAUAGGAAAGUACAAGAUUAAUGAAAAGAACACAUAUAAUUAUUAAGACUUAAUA